Molecule: messenger RNA, 1002 nt
Organism: Protopolystoma xenopodis
Lineage: Eukaryota; Metazoa; Platyhelminthes; Monogenea; Polystomatidea; Polystomatidae
Source: the annotation of a GenBank genome assembly
CAACCUAGUGCCGGAUUAUCUGUUGCGGUAGGCGCCAGUCUUGUCGCCUCAACUGGUGGGACUAGUGGAGGUGGUGUUGCUAAUGCUGGUACCGGUACGACUUGUGCCAGUCACACCAGCAACACUAGCCAGACCAGCCACACUGGCCAUACAAGCCACGCUAUUCCAGCUGGUAAUGUUGUCCACACAGUUCAUACUAGUUCGGUUGGAGUGACCUCACCAUCUUCUGCACACCACCACUUAUCUAUUAGUAGCAAAGGAGCUACAUACGCACCAUACACACCUUCAUCUGCAGCCACUACAGUUUGCACCCCUUCUGGAACCGCCCCUCUUAGUACUACCCCAGCACCCAGUCCUGGAGCCCCACAAUCAAUCAUUUCAACGACCACAGUGACAUCCUUGCCGACACCGACACAUUCAUCACCUCCAUCUCCACCUCCGCCACCUACAACAGUAACAGGGACAUCAACUACCUCGACUUCUGGUUCUUGGGCGACUGGUGCCAAUGGAUGCAGCAGCACCUGCUCAACUACCUCGACAUCCGCAGCUAUCACUUCCUCGGCGACGCAGGCCACCAUUCCGCUUGGACCUACCACUCUCGCGGGAGCGCUAGGGACUGCGGUUGUUUCUUCGGCGCCAGUGGGUCAUUUGACCCCGACCUCAGUGAUUGCCGCACCAACUACAACUCCGGCAAGCAGCGUUACUAGUGAGACAGCAUUCAGCUUAAGUGGUAAUGAACUCAUCAACUCUGGAUUGACUCACCAUUCUGGGGGGACACCUCAAUCUUGUAUUAAACCUUCUGAUCUCUUAGAACCAUCCACGGAAGUUCCGAGUUCCCGUACGGGUCACGGCGAGAUAAGAGACAUUCUUGACACUUCAUCCGGUGUCUCUGAUCUAGAGAACAGACUGGUCAGUCUUCAGUUGAAGUCAAAUAUGGAAACUCCAGGUUUAGCCAGAGCCUUAGGACCCAGUGUGGCGGCAUCUAACUUCAAGACUGGUUAG